AUCCUGCCUGUACGGCGCUGGGCUGUGAGCCGGCGGGUGGCAAAUGUGAGGUGGAUGGAAACGGAGAGCGCUACUGCAAGUGGGACUCACUCUGUGGCACCUGUCCCACUGGAGCCUUCUGCAAGACCGUGCCUUCGGAAUACAACAGCGCGGCGCAGGUGCCUUACUGCACGUGCCCUCAAGGCUAUGGGCUGACCGCGACCAAGUGUGUUGCAG
Molecule: messenger RNA, 216 nt
Organism: Closterium sp. Naga37s-1
Lineage: Eukaryota; Viridiplantae; Streptophyta; Zygnematophyceae; Desmidiales; Closteriaceae
Source: the annotation of a GenBank genome assembly